AUGUCGAGAUUCAGAUUCCGACGGAACUCGUCCGACGAUGAAGGCCCUUCGAGGAGACUGGCUCACAGUGCGGUGGCGGCGGCCGGUAAGUGGUGUUUUAUAGUGUUUGAGGGAGGAUUUAAUACUGAAGGUCCUGUUAGUGGAGUGUUAAGAGUCUUUGGAAGGUUUUGAGUUGUCUAAACAGUAGGUGUGGCAGUUCUAAAGUAUGUUACAGAGGUUUCAAAUUGAAGUUUAAUGCAAAAAUAAGUUUAUUCUGGAGUAAUCAUAUAAUUUUGAUGAUAAACAGUAAUUACUUUAAGGAAAAUUGCAAAAGUAAUAACACAUAAGUAUUUCGAUGUUUGUAAAAUACGAAGUUCUUAUUUCUAUCUAAAUUAAUCUAGUAAUAACUUAAAAUUUCAUCAAGAUGAUCGUGAAUAACACUGAGCGCAUACAUGUUUAAAUUUCAAAAAGUGAAAAAAGGCUGUUAGCAUCUCGUAAACUUGCUAAAAGUCGAAAAAUAAGGAAAAAGUACUUUUUUACAACAGUUUCAGCUAAAUUGCAAUUGAAUCUGAUAAGACUUUUCAAAGGUUCGAGCUCGGUUUUACCCGGAAGAGCUUUUGAAUGUCAUUGAAAAUUAAUAUUAUUGAAUUUCACUUUUUGAGAAUGGUACGAACCCCACAAAAUGUUGUUGAAGAAGCUUGUCCUUCAAGAUUUACGCAGGUAAUGGUAAAAAAAUCAAGUGUAAGAGAGGGGUAAAACAAACGAUAGAUUAGGUUGUUCAAAUGAUUCUUUGCUAUCAGAUUGUUUAAAUAAUUCUGUACUUCCUCUCAAAGCAUUUUUUGGGGUAAGGGGGCACAGAAUUAUUUGAACAACCUAAUAAAAAGUUUAAAAGAUGACGUGUUAAACGUUCAGUUCAUGAUGUUGGUAUAAUAGGUACUCAGAAGAAGAAAAUAAAUAUAGCAUGAAAUAGCAUGAGCUAGAGAUUAGAGAUCUUGAGUUAAAUUCGAAGCGCAAAGAAUAUUGAACUUUUUGAAAUGUUCGUACAAAGAUCAAAAAGUAUUUUAAAAUCUAAAGAACGUUCAGAUUAUAUUACAUUUGGCCAAACUUAAUGUUCUUAUAUAUAAAUAGAUGCUUUGGUGAGGUCAAGGGCUUCAUGGGAUCAAAGUUUUUUAAAUUUAGUUUGCCAACAUUCAAGAAAUUCUGUUUUUUUUUGUUGUAAAAUACGUUUAUAAUACGUUGCGGGUUUAAAAUUAAUUUAAUAAUUUAAAAAUAUGACUUUUGUAAAAUACGAACCUGUUUUCUAAGUCUACCAUAAAAAAUGCGCAAUUUUAAACCUAUAUAUAAUAGCAUAAAUUUUACUUAAUAUCGUUUCUAAAGAAUAAAAAAUGAGUCAAUUUAAACCUGAACUUAAAAAACAGAUGUCUAAGUGGACAUUUCAAAAACGAUUGAAAAAUGAGUAAGCUCUGGUCAAGUGUAACAUAAUACUUGAGAACUCAAAAAAGCCGAGAAAUACCACGGUGUUCCAUUAGAUCAAUGGUCAGCGGUUCACAUUCCGGAACGUUGAGAGCAAAUAAACCAUCUGAGACCUCAUGGCUCAGGAUGUUAAACUGUGGGGAUUUUAAGCUUGGGGUUUUGCGAGGAUAGCUCUCACUUAAUUUUAAAGGAUUUUAAGGUUUAAUUAGAAGGUUUUCUUUAAGUUUGCGUUAAAUUUGAAAUUUUCUUUAAAUUUGAGGUUUUAGACUAUGUGAUGACUUUAGUUUUGGACUAUAAAACCAAGCCCAGAAGAAGGAAAUGAAUUGUUAAACUUGUUUUUUUUUGAAACUAUAAAUAAGCCUAUAGGAACGCUUAUUUGUUCUGUUUAAGCCUAUAAGAACACCUACAGUUUCUGCUGUUAAACUUCAAAAAUAGUGAACAGCUUUGAACUGCACAUGAAAUAAAGUCAGAACACUAAAUUUUUAUGAUUAAUUUGGCUCAGCGGCUCUUGGUUUAUUAAUUAGAGACGUGAAUAACACUGUUAGUUCAAAUAGAAAAGUCUUGAGAACGGUGAUCAAGAGUUUGUUGCUUGUUUCUAGUGGUUUUUAAAACAUAGCCAAUUUGAAAAUGGUUUUGUUAUAAUAUAGAGGCUUAUUUUACGUAAAAAACAAGGUUUUGAGGGUUACAUAUAGGUCUGGCUUGUUUUUUACUUUGCUCAAGUCAGGCUUGAGUUUCCAAGGCCCAGUUGGAGGGACGGGCCUAAUUGUGAGGCUCGGUUUGUUUUUCAUUUUGUUCAAGCCAGGCUGGAGUUUCUAAAUCCUAGCCAGAGGGCCGGAUCCAUUUCUUAGGCUCGGCCAGUUUUUCAGUUUUCUCAAACCAGGCUCGGCCCGGUGCUUUUGUAUAGGGUUACUUCUGGGCAGGAUAGUUGAAGACUUUUGAAAGUAAAGUAGGCGCGGCAAAAAUCAAAAAGUUUUGUUAAAAAUCUAAGCGUCAGACUACUAUAAACCUUGUUAGCAAAAAUUUAAUGUCAUAGACGACCUUACUUAACCUUAUACUAUUUCGUUUAUUAAGCGUACUAUAAAUACUAUAAAUUUGACCUCGUGCACCAAUCACGGUAUUUGGCGGGAAACCAUUUCACUUGAAGUCAUCUUCGAUGUUAAAAGUUUGCUAAUGGGCGUGACAUUGACCUGUGUCUGCUGUUUUUUCUACUAAAAUUAUCAGUUUUUAUCUGAUUUUGUGGGUCAUCUCAAGAACAACACGGCUUUUCGAGAGGAAAUUGCUAAUAAGACUGUUUUUUAAAGUUGCUAAACAAGAAUUAUUACCGUGAUUUAUUGGAAAAGUGAUUAAUAUUGUGCUUGCAAUGUUAGAAAUGCUACUUUUUAACUGAAAAAUUGUAAAACUAAUGAUAUUUUACUAAAAAACAUUGGUUUUUGGCUAUAAAAUUUGAAUUAUUGGUACUUUACUGCGAUAUAUUUCACGAAAACAUCAGUUUUCACAUAGAUAUACCUCUCUAUAUUACCUAAACUUAUUAUCUAAUAAAAAUGGUAUUCUCAUCGUUUCCUAUUUUCUUCACUCCCACUGUCUCACUACAACAAAAACUGUUGAUAAGCAACGCUUUAUACACGUUUAACCCAGAUUGGUACUCGCCGGAUGCGGCCAAACGCAUCUAUCGUGCCUUCAAUCGGAACCCGGACGGUUUGCGGUCGGAAGAUCGUCUGAAGAAGCUGAUCAACGAGUUUGGAGACGACAAAAUGUCACAGACCGAGAUUCUGGAGCGGCUUCUGGCCAACGCCGACUUGGAGGAGGAGCUGAAUGGGGGCGAAAGUGACGGACGGGAGGUAAGAUGAAGAGGAAAUUAUGGGGGAAUGUUAUGGAAAUGUGUAAUAUAUUGCUUUACUGGUGUUAGAAUAGACGUUUCGUAUUAUUGAAUAGGUCAGGGCUGCUUUUUGUAGGAAGGGCUUGGCGGAGGGGAUAGUAUUUCCCAAAAUUUUUUGAACGUUGUUUACCAGGAUUUUUUUUGUAAAAUACGCACGGGUUUUGUCUAAUUUUCUUAAAAGCUACAGUCAAACCUAUUUAGUAUGACACUCAAGAGACUGAUCUAAACCUGUUUCUUAUAACCGGGAUAUCACACUAUCCAGGUAAUUUUUGAUAGAUUUCACUGUAUUUUCUUUGAUUUUUUGGUUUUUCAGGGAAUGAAAAAGUGGGUUUUUCAAUAUUUUAAAAAAGCAAAAUUUGUCACUUUGAUGGGACGAAGUUAAAGAAAAGAUAAAUUGCAAUCCUUAUCAGUUUCCUUAAAAUAAAUCAAAAAUAUGCAAUAACAAGCGAACCAAAGUAGCAAAAGUAUAAAUUACAAUUUUUGAUGCUUUUUACUAAUUAUUAUGAAAAAGUUUAGAACAAAAAUCAACUUUUUUAUUCACUCUAGUUUUUUCAAAACGAGUUUUUUCUAAAAUUAUAUUAACAAGAUAAGUACCCAACGGACAAGCUACGCUUAGAACUUGAAACAUUUCGGUUUUUUUAAAGAUUUUCUACUAGUAUAUCAAAGAAAAAUGGUUAUAAGUCAAAAACGACAAAGUUAUAAGCUUGAAGCACAAUGCCAAUUUGGCGGGAAAUUCAAAACGUAAUUUUUUAUCUCGAUUUUCUCGAGAUUUAAUGUAGAACGCAAUUUGCUACUUUGCUGAAAGUCUUAUAUUUAUAGGAUCUUUCUAUAUAAAAAGUUUGAAGACAAUCAGAGCGCGGCAGGCCGGGCACUUUCUUUAUAAACCUUAAAAUUUUAAAAAUUCUCCACUUUAUUAUAAAACCUAGGCCACUUUAUCAUAAACCUUGAAACCUAGAUCAAAUUCAGACAUAAAACACUAAUUUAGGUCUUUAUAGGACGCGGAUGAAAACGAAUUCAUUGAAAAUGUGAUGCCAAGAGUGAUUGAAGAGCGGAUAAAACAAAACAAAAAAGUGAAUUCGUUGGACAGCUUGGUGGAGUACUUGUUGGACAAGUUGCACGAGCAAUGGAGAACAUUGAUCUACGCUGUUUUUCCUUUACAUCAACUUCAGACUUUGGUACUCAUCUGUUUGGUGCAGUUUAUAAGGUCAGGCUAUUUAAGGGGGUAUAAGGGUUUAUAAAGUUGGUAAUGGGGUCUUAUAAUGAUGUAGGUUGCUUGUUUAUAAUAAUUCUGACUUCCUAACCUUGAAAAUUGGUUUUGAGAUGGGGCACAGAAUUAUUUGAACAAUAUAAUAUGAUAAAAUAAUGUCGAAAGUAAUGCUUUUAGUACUAAAAUAAUUUAAAAUUUUUUUGUCAAACUUCAGUGUGGGCACUAUCGUAAACACUUUGCCAAUCAUCGCAGCCUACAUCUCUUUCUUCUUCAUGUUCUACUUCACCUUGAAGAUGUUCCACGAUAAGACCAUUGUCAAAGAAAAGCUAGUCUGGAGUCGAGUAUUCAGAUUAUUCGAGAAGAAAGAGUCAACUGACACUACCUCCAGCUACUUUCAACUGGUCAAUUGGGAUCCGUACAUCUACUUCUUCAUCUCUUUGUUCUUCUUCCUCUUCUCGGUUGGAGCGGCGGAGAAGGUGUUACCUAAUUCUAUUUUGUUUUGUGGGAUCUCACUGUUCUUGGGAGCACUAUGUUUUGUCGCAUUGGCUGAUGACAGUGAUAAGUAUGCGUUGUUGGCGAUUUUGGCUAACUUUAUGUCUUGGUAAGUUUGUUUUAGUUGCUAUGGUAAAAGUGUUAUAUUAUUUUUGAUUUUAGAUGAAAAGUCUUAUGUUAACAAUUUUUAAUACUUUCAGUGUACCGAUAAUACUGUCUAAAAUGAGGAUACCAAUUGGUUAUUGGCGCUUGUGGAAGCCUUUGUUUGAAAUCAAGUUUGGUAAGGACUUUUAAAUUUUUAAAUAACCUCAAUUUAAAUAUAUAUAUACGUAACUUCAAUCUUUAAAUCUUUUUUAACUUUAGGCAUGGUCAGAAUGUCCUUUUCUCUUCCAGCCAUUUCGCUUUUGGCCGUUCCAAUCAUCUACUUGAUCAUGGCCAGAAGACGUAAUCAAACAGCCGACUUCUUUAGAAUUGUCAUACCACAAAUCGUAUGUAUUGCGUGGAUGGACAUAGCCAUGACGAUGUGGUUGAUCGGUUACAGACACUUUAAUCUUCCUGGAUUGGUACUAACUGGUGCUUUAGUAUCCUUACUGGUCUUUCCAUCGUUUGUUGGUAUCGCAUUGGCUUUAGGUAUUGGUAUUAGUCAACUAAAGUCGGCUAUUGAACUGGUGAGUGGAUUACGCUAUUUUUGGGGUUGUUUUGGGUAUGAUAGUAGAGGGUGGGUAUUUUGGGUAUAACGGAAAAGGGUAGGGGGUUUUGGGUAAGAGGGGGUGGAGAAAUAGAAAGUUUUAACGUUUUUUGGAAUGGAAGCGUUGGUGAGCUCAAAAAAGGCUUUUAAAUUUAAAUUUUGAAGCCAUUUAAACCUAAAACAACAUCAGAUGACAAAAAAUAAUAUUUUAAAGCUAUUUAAUACCUAAAACAGCAUCAGCCGACAAAGAACGCAUAAACAAGUUCAAGAACCUAGUCACUGGCGCGAUUACUGAUAAGCCUCGAGCAAAGUAACACGUUUUCUCUUUUCAGAUCACAGCCAUCAAACUCUCGAUUACCAUUGCCGUGUUAUUGUUGCCCUUCUUCUUUCGUAAAAUCUACCAAAAAUUGUCGAAAAAGUUCAAUUUUAAAAGUAAGUGAAGACAAACUUGACAAGCUCACUUUUUUUGGUAAAAUAUGUUAUUAUCACUAUCAGGAACUCACAAAAAUUUAAAUUUGAAGUUUAAAACUUUUUUUUUUUAAAAAUUUUUUAUUGUUUUCAAUAGGAAAACAUUGGUCAUUGUUAGCCGUAUACCUGGUAGCCCUAAUCAUGGCUAUAUCAUUCAUGUACGAUGGCACAAAUGCUUUUGAUUCUAAUCAAGAAGCCACGAACAUGUCGUGGGCGCAGUUUGAAAAGUUUUGUGGAUUCAAUGGGGCCAACAUCAUCAAAAGUCAAGAACAAUGUAGCCAGCUGAAAGGAACUGCCGUCAAUUGGAAAGGGCAAAUCCAGUCGGUUCGAAUUGUGUCAAUCGAUAAUUCUUUUGAGACUUUGUUGGACUUCUUGCCUGAUUCUAUUGGACAGACGUUGAGAUGCUUUUAUGAUACGGAUUCGGCUGAUACUGAGAGUCUGCCUCAGGUAAAUAAGCGGUUUUGAUGGGUUAAGAGGGGUUUUGGAACGUGAUGAAGGUUUUUUGCGAUUUUGGGUUUGUAAAGAAAUUUUUUGUCAUUUUGAGUUUCGGAAUGAAAGUUUUUGCUGUUUUAUGUUUUGUAAAGAAAGUUUGCGACAUUUAUUUUGUAAAGGAAGUUCUUGCUAUACUUUGUCUUGUAAAGAAAGUUUUUGCGACUUUUCAUUUUUUAAAGAAGGUACUUGACUAUCUCCCUUUGUAAACAAAAUUUCGUCAUAUAUUAUGUAUAAAAAUUUGCAGGGCAUGAAGCCGAACGAAUGUUCUCUAACCAUCCACAACCUGUACACAUUCGAAAUCGAAGUAACAGGACCGUAUGGGGAACGACUAAUCAGUAGUAACAAAGGACAAGUACUACUACAAGCUUCUAAUCUGUUCAAAGAUAUUCUACAGUUGAUAGAAGAAGGAGAUGUGGUACGGUUCGUGGGGUACUUUGAUCAAUACCCAAUCUUCAGUUACCCUCCGCGGCUGAAGCUGAUGCAACUUGAAUGUGAAACUUGCAAAAAGGUGAGUGGGCAGAAAGUGUUGGACUUUUUUAGGGAAAAUGAAGUCAGGUGUUGGUGUUGCAGUCUGCGGUUGACAAGUUAUACGAUGAAUAAAGUUUUAGUUUUAGAGAGAAAUUGUUUUUGCUCUGUUUUAAUUUGUUUUGGAAUGAAAGUUCUUCAUAUUUGAAGCAUAAUUUGUUUUUUUAGUAAUUUGUAAAGAAAGUUCUAUCCUUUUUACGAUAAUUUAAGAAAAACCUCAUUUUAGUUGAUCAACAACAAGAAGAAUAAGGCCCUGAAAGUGACCAGUGUGAAGAAAGAAAACAAAAGAAUCUGGAACAGAAUUAACUACGCCUUCAGGUUCAUGUUCAACUUUAUCUUCUCUCCGGUGUUGUACAUGAGCUAG
Molecule: messenger RNA, 7564 nt
Organism: Bursaphelenchus okinawaensis
Lineage: Eukaryota; Metazoa; Nematoda; Chromadorea; Rhabditida; Aphelenchoididae
Source: the annotation of a GenBank genome assembly